Molecule: messenger RNA, 1281 nt
Organism: Perkinsus marinus ATCC 50983
Lineage: Eukaryota; Perkinsozoa; Perkinsida; Perkinsidae
Product: Sec14, putative
Exons: 2
Coding region: 1-1200 (399 amino acids)
Source: RefSeq, a predicted model, not a curated record
AUGUUAUCUACUAUGAAAGGGCGAAGACAGGCAGCUGUCGAGAACGUCACUACAGUCCUCCACGACAUAGUUCGAGUCGUCCCUGCAGUGUUCCGUCUACGAAUCCGCAAUGAGCACUCUACUCGAGAAGGCCCACGACGACGGCUGCGACAUGCUAAGUCCUGGUUCUGGAGGCCACAUGAGCCUACCAGUCAGCUCUCAACAACUGAUGAGGAUGAGGAAGAGGAAGACGACUUCGAUUCAGCAGAGUCGUCCUUAGACACCUGUGACUUCUACACGUGUUUGACAUCGGAUAUUCCUGAUCUUGCUGAGCUUGAUUCGUUCCCUGAGGCCCAGGAGCAUACCCAGGAGCCUGAGGGGGACAAGCUUCUUCCCAAGGGAAUAGAGAACUAUAUACCACCGACGCUGGUCGAAGGUUCAGGGCCCACCGAGCAGCGACAUUUCUUCGGCUCGACGUUGAUGGAGGAUGGCUUGUGCCUCACUGAAUUCGAGAAAGAACAGUUGGCUGCACUCCAGGCCUAUUGGGCUGAUAACUCCAUUACUGAUCCCUUGGAGGGCUCUGGACUCGAACGCUCUCACAUUUUGAGGCUACUACAGGGGAAUCAUUGGGACCUGCCCAAAACCACUGCUGAUCUGUACAGACUGCGCGAGUGCAAGGAAACGAGACUGCCAUCGCUUUCCGAGGUGAGAGCCACUAUAGAGACCGGAGUUAUAUAUUGGCAUGGCCGCGAUAAGUACCUACGACCCAUUCUGGUAGUGAGGCCGGGUAUAUACAUCAGUGAGAAUCUAUCCUCUGACGACUGUGCUAAAGCAUCAAUCUACCAAAUGGAGGUGUUAGAGCGACAGUUGACAUCACCAUUGCACGUAGAGCAUCAAACGUGUUUGGUGGACCUUGAAGGGUGUUCAGCCUGGGCGUUCCCCAUCAGCAUGAUGAGCCCUGUUAUGAGUAUAAUGCAGACCAUGUACUGUGCACGGCUCGGCCAUAUGUACGUUGUCAACAUGCCACGAAUGAUGUACGCUUUCGCUAAGCUGGUUAUGCGCCUCUUGGACCCUAGCACCACUAAGAAAAUAGAUAUCUUUCAUGGUGGUUUCGAAGAAGCCCUUUUGGAGACUAUCAGUUCGGAUGUCCUCGAGGCCCGUUACGGUGGUGACUGUGAAGACCAGGUUUCAGAUUUCUGUGUUCCUCAGUUCAUGACGUAAAGAAGGCAUUCGUUUCAUUACUGUCCUCGCGAUGCCGCCUUUAGAGCGACAAUAGUACCAUCACUCUAUACUUUCGCCACC